AUGCAGCAAGACGAUGGCCAGGAGAAAGCCCAGCAGUUGCAAAACUUUCAAUCAGAUGACCUGCUGGAAAAACUAAAGUUACUAAACUACGAAAAGCAUUUGCUAAAGGAAUACAAACUCAAGCCUUUGUCGCGUUUCUAUUUCGUAAAGGCCACGAAUCCCGGCGAGCAGUUCUAUAUGUUUACUUUAAUAUGCUGGUGGCUGUGUAAGAAACUUGGAAAGGAUAUGGAGCGACCGCAGGAAUACGAUGAUCCCAAUACUGUGGCAGCCAAUAUCAUUAAAAUGCUGGGGGAGAUUGAUGUCCCCGUGGACUUUCAACCCAACAAACUAAUCCGUGGAGCCGGACCCAUUUGCCUGAUGGUCUUGGACGUCCUCUCCACGCAGGCCUGCAAAGUGGCCAAAGUGGGCUACCAAAAACUGCACAUCGCCCAGGAGGAGGAGUUUCUGGGCGAUUAUCUCGAGGACAAUGCGGAGAUUAUAUUGGAGAAACUGGAAGAUGAGCAGAACGCAGCCGCCUUGAGUGAUGACAGCGACAUGGAGUUGGAGGCGCAUAAUUUUAGGCAACUCAACUGGCUAAAUCGACCACAGAAAAAAUCCAUUGGUGAUGUUAAUCUCGAUGAGCGAAACCAGGAGUUGGAUGCCCGGAUGAGCGAUCAUCAGGAGUGGCGCCUGGAAUUGGAGAGGGUUCUGCCGCAUCUCAAAGUUUUUGUCAAAGCCGAUGCUCGCGACUGGAGAACCCACAUCAGUCAGAUGGAGGCCUUUGCAGCGAGUAUAUCCGAAACCUCGGAGACCAUCGAGUCUCAACUGAAGAAACUACACAGCGAGUUCACUUUCAGCUUGGAAAAAAUCGAGAGUCGCGAGAAACACUUGAAUAAUGAGCUCCAGCCCCUGAUUCAGCAGUUCAAGGAACUUUCUAUUGAGCUGUCCACCAUUCAGUAUGCCCAAAACCAAUUGCAGGCGGAUACGGAGAAGCAGAUGGCAGAGCUCAACGAGGUCAUGAUGGAGCAGGAGCUCAAAAAGGAGGAAAUGGAGCGACGUGGACAGGUCAUGUCCGAUGGCAGUUCGGUGCAGCAGAUCAGGAAAUCGAUCGCCAAGCUGAAGGAGGACAUUGCGCAACUGAAUUUGGAAGUGGCCCUGCUGGUGCAUGCCCACGAUCAGGACAUUGUGGUGCGGCAGUUGAACGAAAACCAAACCACCGACCUGGCAAACAACCCAUAAAGCAUAUACCCAACUGAUAAGGAACUACUUAGCAUACUGUCAUGUUACCUAUAUG
Drosophila subpulchrella is the source of this 1273-nucleotide messenger RNA. RefSeq names its product intraflagellar transport protein 57 homolog (gene IFT57). Gene Ontology annotation, cellular component: cilium; Golgi apparatus; centrosome. Lineage: Eukaryota; Metazoa; Arthropoda; Insecta; Diptera; Drosophilidae. Gene Ontology annotation, biological process: intraciliary transport; non-motile cilium assembly. The coding region runs from base 1 to 1218 and encodes 405 amino acids. The transcript has 3 exons. The record is from RefSeq and is a predicted model, not a curated record.